Molecule: messenger RNA, 1884 nt
Organism: Salvelinus namaycush (lake trout)
Lineage: Eukaryota; Metazoa; Chordata; Actinopteri; Salmoniformes; Salmonidae
Product: aldehyde dehydrogenase family 3 member A2-like
Exons: 11
Coding region: 254-1555 (433 amino acids)
Biological process (GO): aldehyde metabolic process
Cellular component (GO): cytoplasm
Molecular function (GO): aldehyde dehydrogenase (NAD+) activity
Source: RefSeq, a predicted model, not a curated record
GUGCCUCCCACGGUCACGUCAGUGAGGCAGGAACAAGGACAGACUGUAUGGUACUGUGGUAUGAUGCUGUUCAUCUCGUUGGUUAUGCACCAAUAUUUUUGCACAGGAUAGGAACGUUUCUGAUAACUUUUUUUUUUUUUUACACUGCCAGCGGUGAUUUCACUACUUGGAUAAAUCGGGAUAAAUUAAUUUCGUCCAUUGUUGCUCCAGAUUGAUGCUUUCAUUCACGUGUGUGUGCUGGUGACACUUUUCCAUGGAGAUGCAGGUGGUGCAGCGGGCCAGGGAGACCUUCCUUACCGGGAAGUCGCGACCCCUGGAGUUCAGAGUUCAGCAGCUCAAGUCCCUCCAGAGGAUGAUCACAGACAGACAGGGAGAGAUCGCCACCGCCCUCAAACAGGACAUCAACAGGAGCCAGUACGACACCCCGCUGUUGGAGCUGAUCGGCCUGGAGAAUGAGAUCAGCCUGGCUGUGUCGAAGCUGGCGCAGUGGGCUGCUCCUCGGCCAGUAGAGAAGAGCCUCCUCACCAUCCGAGACCAGGUGUACAUCCAGCCGGAGCCUCUGGGAGUGGUCCUCAUCAUCGGGGCCUGGAACUACCCCUGGGCCCUCACCUUGCAGCCCCUGGUCGGGGCCAUCGCUGCUGGCAAUGCAGCUGUGGUGAAGCCAUCUGAGCUGAGUGAAUACUCAGCUAGUCUCCUCAAAGCUCUGCUCCCACGAUAUCUGGACCAGGAGCUGUACCCUGUAGUGUGUGGGGGCGUCUCAGAGACCCAGGAGUUGCUGCGUCAGCGUUUCGACCACAUCUUCUACACAGGGAACAGCACUGUGGGUAAACUGGUGAUGGAGGCAGCAGCCCGACACCUGACCCCCGUGACCCUGGAGCUGGGGGGGAAGAGCCCCUGUUACAUCGAUAAGGACGUCGACCUCAGAGUUGCAUGCCGGCGUAUCACGUGGGGAAAGUUUGUGAACUGCGGUCAGACGUGCAUCGCCCCAGACUACAUCCUGUGUGAACCCAGCAUCCAGAACAGAGUGGUGGAGGGCAUCCGGCAGACACUACUGGAGUUCUAUGGGCCCGACCCCAAAUCCUCCCCUGACUACGGCCGCAUCAUCAACCAGCGCCACUUCAACCGCGUGAUGGCUCUACUGGAUGGCUACACAGCGGCGCUAGGGGGCCAGAGUGACUCAUCACAGCGCUACAUUGCCCCCACGGUGGUGAAGGAUGUGCCCCCCCAUGCUAGGCUGAUGCAGGAGGAGAUCUUCGGCCCCCUGUUGCCCAUAGUGACCGUCAGCGACAUAGAUGACGCCAUCCACUUCAUCAGUGAGAGAGAGAAGCCCCUGGCGAUCUACGUCUUCUCCUCCAACAAGAAGGUGAUAAAGCGAAUGCUGGCUGAGACGACCAGUGGCGGGGUGACCGUCAACGACGUCAUGAUGCACUACACCCUCAACUCUCUGCCCUUUGGGGGUGUAGGUCAGAGUGGAACAGGCAGGUAUCAUGGGAAACACACCUUUGACCAGUUAAGCCACCAUCGGGCAUGUCUGGUCAAGUCCCUGGGCAUGUAGGAGGUCAACAUGGUGCGGUACCCACCCCAGAACUUCCAGAACGCUCGCAGGGUCAGGCUGGCCAUGAGGACACCACUGGUUGACUUCUCUAGGAAAACCUACAUCUGGGCCGUGACGGCCACCGUCUUUGCUUUCGGUCUCUUGGUCACCUUGACUGCCAUCCUGCUAAUUGCUGGUGGCCUGAACUGCACCUGUUGGAGGGUCUGGCAAAUCUGGCGCUAGCCAGUCUGUACCUGUAUUGGCCGACAUACACUAACGUUCAAAAGUUUGGGGUCACUUAGAAAUGUCCUUGUUUUGAAAGAAAAGCACAUUUUAUGUCCAUUAAAAUA